GUGACCAUCAGGCCCCCUACUCCAACUAUCUUGCCUGCUCUGCCCCAAUGGAGUAUAAACCUACAAACUGAAACCAUCUGAGGAAGAAGCAGGACCCUACAGUGCUGAAGGGAAAAAGGACCUCAGAUAAGCAUUGUCCAGAGCCAAAAAUGGCCACCCAGGGGGCGGUCUCAGAGGAGAGGAUUUCUGAGGUCGAUUAUGAUCUUCUUCCCAAGCUCUCUGUUCUUCUUGGUGUUGAUGCAUUUCAGCUGGCAAAGAAAAAUGACGAAGAAGACCAUAAAGACCGAAUGAGAAUGCAGAAAGGCUUUAACGCACAGAUGCGCAGCGAAGCAAAGCGAUUAAAGACUUUUGUCACCUAUGACACGUUCGGAUCAUGGACGCCGCAGGAGAUGGCGGCUGCUGGGUUUUACUUCACCGGGGUGAAAUCUGGGGUUCAGUGUUUCUGCUGUAGCUUAAUCCUCUUUUGUACCAGACUCAGGAACCUUCCCAUAGAAAGCCACAAGAAAUUUCGUCCAGAGUGCGAGUUCCUUUUGGGCAAAGACGUCGGUAACAUUGGCAAGUAUGACGUGAGGGUCAGGAGUCCAGAGAAGAUGCUGAGAGGAGGCAAAGCCAGGUUCCUGGAAGAGGAGGCCAGACUGGAGUCCUUCCAGAACUGGCCAUUUUAUGCCCACGGGACAUCCCCACGUGCACUGUCAGUGGCUGGCUUUGUCUUUACAGGUAAAAGGGACACUGUGCAGUGUUUCUCCUGUGGUGGAUGCUUAGGGAAUUGGGAAGAAGGAGAUGAUCCUUGGAAGGAGCAUGCCAAGUGGUUCCCCAAAUGUGAAUUUCUUCAAAGUAAGAAGUCCUCAGAGGAAAUUGCCCAGUAUAUUCAAAGCUAUGAGGGAUUUGUUCAUGUAAUGGGAGAACAUUUUGUGAAUUCGUGGGUCAAAAGAGAAUUACCAAUGGUAUCAGCUUACAGCAAUGACAGCGUCUUUGCUAAUGAAGAACUAAGACUGGAUACAUUCAAGAACUGGCCCCACGAUUCACCUGUGUCUGUGGCAGCUUUGGUCAGAGCAGGCCUUUUCUACACAGGCAAAAAGGACAUUGUCCAGUGUUUUUCCUGUGGCGGAUGUAUGGAGAAGUGGGAGGAAGGUGACAACCCCUUAGAAGAUCACACCAAGUUUUUUCCCAACUGUGUAUUUCUGCAAAACAUGAAGUCCUCUGCAGAAGAGAUUCCAGACUUUGAGAGCCACAGGGAACUUCCUGAAGCCACGGAAAUCAGAAGUGAAAGCAAUCAUGAGGAUUCAGUAGCAGUGCAUUCUUCCACGGCAGAGGCGGCUCAGAGUGAAGCCCCUUGGUUUCAAGAGGCGAAGAAUCUGAGCGAGCGACUGCGAGCAGCCUACAUCUCAGCCAGUUUCCGACACUUGUCUUUACCUGGCAUCUGCUCCAGCGUAGGCACUGACCGCUUGCUGGGCUGUGACCUGUCCAUUGUUUCAAAGCACAUCAGCAGGCCUGUGCAAGAGGCCCUGGUGCUACCCGAGAUCCUUGCCAACUUGAACUCUGUCAUGUGUGUGGAGGGGGAAGCUGGCAGUGGAAAGACAGCCUUCCUGAAGAAAAUUGCUUUUCUCUGGGCAUCAGGAUGCUGCCCCCUGUUGAACAGGUUCCAGCUGGUCUUCUACCUCUCCCUUACUUCUACCAGACCAGACCAGAGCCUGGCCAACAUCAUCUGUGACCAACUCCUCAAGGCAGAAGGCUCUGUUUCUGAAGUGUGCCUGAGCAGCAGCAUCCAGCAGUUAAAGCAUCAGGUGUUAUUCCUUUUGGACGACUUUCAUGAAAUGAGCUCAGUCCCCCAAGUCAUAGAAAAACUGAUUGAAAGGAACUACUUGUCACGAAACUGCUUGUUGAUUGCUGUCCAUACAAACAGGGUCAGGGAUAUCCGCCCAUACCUAGAUACCAUCCUAGAGAUCAAAGAGUUUCCCUUCUAUAACACUGUCUAUAUCUUACGGAGUUUCUUCUCACAUAAUAUAAUACAUUUGCAAAAUUUCUUGGCUUACUUUGUAAAUAAUAAAGAUUUAAUGGGAAUCCACAGAACUCCCCUCUUUGUGGCAGCAGUCUGUGCUCACUGGCUUCAAAAUCCUUCUGACCCAUCCCUUGAUGAUGUGACUGUUUUCAAGGCCUACAUGGAAUGCCUUUUGUUAAAGCACAAAACUAGAUCUGAGCUUCUCAAAGCCACUGUGUCCUCCUGCGGUCAACUGGCCUUGAGGGGGGUUCUUUCAUCUUGCUUUGAGUUUAGUAGCGAUGACCUCACAGAAGCAGGAGUUGAUGAUGAUGAGGAUCUGACCACCUGCUUGAUGAGCAAAUUCACUGCCCAGAGACUGAGACCAGUCUACCGGUUUUUAAGUCCUGAGUUCCAAGAAUUUCUUGGUGGGAUGAGGCUGGUUGAACUCCUAGGUUCAGAAAGGCAGGAAGACCAAGAUCUGGGAUUUUAUUAUUUGAAACAAAUGAACUCAUCUGUGAGGGUUAUUAGCUGCUAUAGUAAUUUUUUGAAGUAUGUCUCCAGCAACUCUUCGGCAAAGGCGGGACCAAAAAUUGUAUCUCAUUUGCUUCAUUUGGUGAAUGAUAAAGAGCCGUUCGCAAAUAUAUCUGAAAAUGAGGAUUACAUGAAGUGCCAUCAAUUAACUUACCUAAGAAUACACGUUAUUAGAUUAUUUUGGCAGUUUUUUCCAGAAGCUUUUUUUUCAUUCAUUUCAGAAAGCUUAUUGACCAUCGCUCUCAAGGUUGCUUAUCAAAGCAACACGGUUGCUACAUGUUGUCCAUUUAUUUUUUGGUUCCUUCGAGGGAGAACAUUGCCUUUGAGAGUACUGAAUUUGCAUUACUUUAGGGACCUCCCAGAAAGUCUGUUAUUGUUGAGGAGGAUCAAGUUCUCCAUACAUGGAAAUAAAACUGAACCCAGAAUAUGUUUUUCCGACGUGGAAAAGGAUUUUGAAACCUUCCAGUGGCCAACUAUAGAUCAGGAUUAUGCAUCUGCUUUUGAACGUAUGAGUGAAUGGGAGAAAAAUAUUGCUAAAGGUGAAGAGAAACUAAAGAGCCUUAUGCAGAGCCAAUGCCAGUUUCGAGAAAACAUUAGUGGGGGCUAUUGGCAACUGUCACCCAAGCAGUACAAGAUUCCCCGGCUGGAAGUGCGAGUGACCAAUAUGGGUCCAGCAGACCGGGAGAUGCUCCGGGUCCUAAUGGAAGUUUUCUCAGCUUCACAGCACAUCGAACUCCAUUUAUACCACAGCACUGGCUUCAUUGAAAGCAUCCGCCCAGCUCUGGAGCUGAAUAAGGCCUCUGUCACCAAGUGCUCCCUGUGCCGACUUGAGCUCAGUGCAGCAGAACAGGAGCUGCUCCUCACCCUGCCUGCCCUGCGGUCUCUCAAGGUCUCAGCAGUAAACCAGCUACAAGAUCUCAUCCUUCCUAACUUGGACAAGUUUCCAUGCCUGAAAAAACUGUCUGUGACACUAUAUGGCAAAGCAGACGUGCUGUCAGUCAUUCCCGAAGAUUUCCCAAACCACAAUAUGGAGAAAUUAUCCAUCCAAACUUCUACCGAGUCUGAUCCCUCCAAACUAGUUAAGUUGAUUCAGAAUUCUCCAGAGCUUCAGGUUUUCCAUCUGACAUGUGACUUAUUUUCAGAUUUUGAGUCUCUCAUGACUGUACUUGCUUCCUGCAAGAAACUCAAAAAGAUUGAAUUUUCGGGACAAUUUUUUGUUGCUGUGCCAUUUGUCACAAUGUUGCCAAAUUAUACUUCUCUGAAGAUAUUAAAUAUUGAAUGGCAAAACUUUCCCAAUAAGGAAACAUCAGAAAAAUUUGCACACACUCUAGGUUCUCUCAGGAACCUGGAAGAGCUGCGCCUUCCCGGUGGGGACGGGAUUCAUCACGUGGCCAAGCUGAUUGUCAGGCAGUGUCCUCAGCUGCAGAGUCUCCGAGUUCUCUCCUUUCACUACGGUUUGGAUGAUGACAGUGUGAUGGAAAUCGCCACAGUUGCAACCAGUGGAGGCUUCCAGAAACUUGAGAACUUAGAUCUUUCAAUGAAUCACAAGAUUACAGAAGAAGGAUAUAGAAAUUUCUUUCAAGCUCUGGGCAACCUGCCAAAUUUGAAAGAGCUGAGCAUUUCUAAGCAUCUCUCAGAAUGUAUCAAAGUUCAGGCCACCACCGUCAAGGCCCUGAGUCAGUGUGUGUUGCGACUGCCCAGCCUCACCAGAAUCACCAUGCUAAGUUGGCUCCUGGAUGAGGAAGACACAAAACUGCUUAAUGCUGUGAAAGAAAGACAUCCUCAAUCUAAACGCUUGAUUAUUACCUGGCAGUGGAUACUGCCGUUCUCUCCAGCCAUUCAUUAAUGAUGAGUUGGAAGGCUACUGAAUCAAGAAAGCUUUGUCCACAGUUCUGAAUCUGAUUUUCAAAAACAUUAUACCUUGCUGACACAUGCCUACAAUACCAGCACUUAAAUAGAAAGAUGCAAGAGAAUCAAGAUGUUGAUACUAGCCUGGGUUAUAAAGGAAGACCCUGACUAAAAAACAAAGCCAUAACUAACUAGUCUAUAAAGAGAAUAUUUAUAAACUCUGUGAGCCUCAUAAUUUUAAAAUUUUUAAAAUUUAUUUUUAUUCUAUGGUUAUGAGUG
Nannospalax galili (Upper Galilee mountains blind mole rat) is the source of this 4636-nucleotide messenger RNA. Its product is annotated as baculoviral IAP repeat-containing protein 1a-like. Lineage: Eukaryota; Metazoa; Chordata; Mammalia; Rodentia; Spalacidae. The transcript is spliced from 16 exons. The coding region runs from base 150 to 4355 and encodes 1401 amino acids. The record is from RefSeq and is a predicted model, not a curated record. Gene Ontology annotation, biological process: inflammatory response; detection of bacterium; defense response to bacterium. Gene Ontology annotation, cellular component: IPAF inflammasome complex. Gene Ontology annotation, molecular function: cysteine-type endopeptidase inhibitor activity involved in apoptotic process; ATP binding.